Messenger RNA from Pyrgilauda ruficollis (rufous-necked snowfinch), 2204 nucleotides. RefSeq names its product ankyrin repeat and SOCS box containing 3 (gene ASB3). The transcript is spliced from 11 exons. The record is from RefSeq and is a predicted model, not a curated record. Bases 240 to 1865 code for a protein of 541 amino acids. NCBI's taxonomy places the organism in Eukaryota, Metazoa, Chordata, Aves, Passeriformes, Passeridae. Gene Ontology annotation, biological process: intracellular signal transduction. Gene Ontology annotation, molecular function: protein binding.
GAGCGGCGCGGGGCCCAGGUAGUUGGGGUUGUCGCGGGUGCCGAUGUAGAGCAGCACGUCGAAGGGCUGCACCGACGUGUCCUUCGGGUAGAAGAUGACCGUGGUGGUCCUGUAGCCGCCCUUCUCCCGGAAAUCCAGCCGCUUCAGGUUUACAGCGGAGUCACCUGGGUGCAGGUUAUACCUUAUCCUUACCCCCGUGGCUUAAAAACACAUGACACUGGGAAUCCUCACUGCGUUCCAUGCCAGGGAUGGAUUUCACGGAAGCCUAUUCCGACCGGUGCUCGGCCGUGGGCCUUGCGGCCAGAGAAGGAAACGUUGAGAUACUGAGGGAAUUGAUCAAUCGGGGAUACAGCGUCGAUGUCCCGGAUAACAGGAGGUGGUUGCCCAUCCACGAAGCGGCAGCGCACAAUUCCAGUGAGUGCCUGAAGCUGCUCAUUGAUACAGCUCCAGCCGAUGACUACAUCCACUCGAGGACGUUUGAAGGGAUGUGUGCUCUGCACCUCUCGGCCCGUCACGGCUCUGUGGAAUGUCUCCGGGUUCUCCUGGAAGCUGGGGCUGACCUCGACAACGUCACCACCGAAUCUGCCACCACCCCGCUCUUCCUAGCUGUUGAAAAUAAGCAUGCAGAGGUUGUCAAGUUCCUGCUCCAACACGGAGCAAAUAUUGAAGGUUCUCAUUCAUGGUCUGGAUGGAAUUCUUUGCACCAAGCUUCCUUUCAGGGUUCCACUGACAUAAUGCAGAUGCUCCUGGAGAAAGGGGCCAGCAAGGACUGUCGUGAUGACUUUGGAAUCACCCCUCUGUUUGUGGCUGCUCAGUAUGGCCAGCUGGAGAGCCUGCGGCUGCUCCUGUCCCACGGUGCAGAUGUCAACUGCCAGGCCAAGGACAGGGCCACUCCCCUGCUGAUUGCUGCGCAGGAGGGACACCUGGAUUGUGUGAAGCUGCUGCUGACUGCAGGGGCAGACCCAAACCUCUACUGCAACGAGGAUAACUGGCAGUUACCCAUCCAUGCAGCAGCUGAGAUGGGCCAUGCAAAGAUACUGGAGCUGCUGAUUCCAGUCACUGACCGCGUCUGUGACAAGGGCGAGGGCAAAGUGAGCCCCGUGUACUCGGCGCUGUACGGCGGCGACGGGGAGUGCCUGGAGAUGCUGCUCAAGCAGGGCUUCAGCCCAGAUGCUCAGGAGUGCCUGGACUUUGGCUGCAGGUCCCCCAUGUGCAUGAUUUUCCAAAAGCAGUAUUAUCAGUUCAUUGAUGUCCUUCUGAAAUACGGCAUCACCCUGCGUGGGGUCAACUUGGCACACUGCCUGUGCCAUAAGAAGUUUGCUCUGUUCCGGCGCUUCCUGAGGUUCGGCUGUUCCCUGCCCUCGGAGGAGGAAUUAACAGACUUCAUCCUCUACAGCAGCACGGUGCAGAAGGAAUACAAGGAAUGGCUGCCCUGCCUGCUCCUGGCUGGCUUCAACCCCGUGAAUUUCAUGCGCAGGUUCUGGAUUUUCUCCAUGAGUGAGGAUGUCCUUAAUUUUGUCCUGGAGUUCAUGAAUUGGAGCAGACUUCCUCCAAUUGUGGAGCAACACCUUUCCCAAUACAAGGAGAAGUUCACUUGGACUUCCAAGAGCCAUUUUGCCUUCCUUCCUUCCCUGUCCCAUCUGUGCCGCCUGGAGAUCCGGUCCCUGCUGGGGAGCGAGCGCCUGCGCUCGGAGCGCGUGAUCCGGGAACUGCCGCUGCCAGCCUGCCUCCAGGACUACCUGCUCUACCUGGAUGUGCUGCGAGCCAACAGUGUCCCAGAGCUGCAGGAUUGCCUGGAGCAGGGAGAGGAGGGAGCUCCUUCCAGUCACUCCGAGGCGGAGGAUACGGAAGAGGGACAGCAGUGACGGCGGUGCUCCGUGACGGCGGUGCCAGUGCCUGGACUCUGCAGCUGCAGGUUUUGUAAUGGGAAUCAGGAGACAUGGGAGGAGAACUGCUGUAAAUGUCUGUUCUCCUCCCGUGUAAUCAUUCUUUUCACGCUGUAGUUUUGUACUACAUCUAGAAAUUUCCUAUGGGCUCUAUGAUUUGCUUGUUUAAAAUCUGUUGUAGCUCUGUAAGUGAACAUUUUCUGUUUCUUUUCUAACUCUUGGGAAGUAAAAUGAGCUUUUUCAGUGAACACAGCUUACAGAGUAGUCAAAAUCUGUCCAUUGACACUUUAUUCCAAAUACAGUGUUUACCAAAUGAAA